Pyricularia grisea is the source of this 2400-nucleotide messenger RNA. RefSeq lists its product as uncharacterized. The record is from RefSeq and is a predicted model, not a curated record. Lineage: Eukaryota; Fungi; Ascomycota; Sordariomycetes; Magnaporthales; Pyriculariaceae. The transcript is spliced from 2 exons. Bases 1 to 2400 code for a protein of 799 amino acids.
AUGCAAACUGAUUCCUCGGCUGAUCAGUUAGAGCUACAGAAGCUUGAGGAACAAAGACGUGAACUCGACAAGAGGAUUGCCCAGCUCAAAUCGGCAACGACUCCUUCUUUUCCGCUGUCCCCAUUGUCGCCAUCUUCAUCUUACCAGCCUGGCGAAGCUAAAGGAUCUCAGCCCACUAUACAAGUCUCAGCACACCAUGCUCGCCGACAGUCUACAGCCCGCUCGGCGGCUUCGCCUGCGGUCAUCCCCGCAACUCGCGCCUUUCCGGACGACGAGGUAGAAUCUCACCCCAUGAAGCGAGCCAAGACAACCUAUGUACAGCCAACGUCAACACGGGAGUCGGUCCCUAUGGACCGAUCAUCCUCAACAAGGCCAAUGUCCUCGAUUCCCUUUAGCGGCACCGGAAUGGUCACCCCACCUCCUAUGCCUCAGUCCCUCCAGCCGCACUACCGACACGGAUCCAUGAUAGAGAACUACUCUAGGGAUGCCGAUCAGGCACCCAUCUCUGAAAGCCUUUUCAGCCACUCGAUGCAAAUUAAUGGGGCAUACGCUACCAAUCUCCCAUGCUUCACUGCAGCUCCUGUUGCCCCUGACGUAGGGAUGGAUGUUGUAGAUUAUCUGCAGGCUUUUGGAAAUGGACUACCCGACACAUACGUCCAUUUUGAUGCUCCCGAGGUACAGACAAACUCUGAUGUCAUUGGCCAGCAGAUGCCAGUGUCUAUUUGCGGCUCUUUGACUACCGCACCCACCUUGGAGGACUUUGGCAUGAGCAGACGUAACAGUAUCAUCCCAAACGAUGGCUCUUCUGUCAUGGGGCAACUUCCUGUCGGAAUGAUUCGUCUUGCUUCGCAGAGCUCCUUUGAAGACGGCAACUCACCAGACGUACACAAGGCCAGCCAGUUUCUUGACGAGAGUCCGACAACGAAGCCAGCACCGCCAUCUGAUCAGCAAGAUUUCUUCCAAAUCGGCGCGGGUCCGUCACAUGAAAUGUUCCCCCCAACUACUAUAUACCAGUCAACUCCGAUGGUUCACUCUGAAUCGAAUCAGUCUAUCGACAUUGGUUUUACUCAGAUGCCUGACUACCCCCCGACUGAUGUGUCUCCUUCCACUUCAUGUGGGGCUGUUUCUGUCGACAUGGAACGCACACAGUCCAGUGCAAGCAGCAGAUCAAGCCAGUCACUUAACCUGCGGGCCAAGGAGGCCAUAAAGAGGCAGAAUCAAAAUGCCAUCAAAGCUCCUAAACUACAGCCCAAGCCAUUGACUGCCAGAGAUGCUAGUGGCACUGACGAGGCCAGGGAGAAGACUGGAGUAGCGAUGCCAUCACCUUUCGCCACGCCGCCCAAGCCGGGAAAGACGGCCAUCGCGGCUCCCAAGAAAUACGAACGGCCGAAGCACCCCAAGGUUCACUGCACCAAGUGUCCUGACCACCCCGAGUUCCGUGGUGAACAUGAGCUUCGUCGGCACACCGACGCAAAGCACAAGUCUACGGCGAGCAAAUGGGUGUGCCGAGACCCCAGGGCAGCGGACCCCUCGGCGGAAUUCGAGGGACCCGUACCUGUUCAGCCACUCGACCAGUGUAAGCACUGCAAAGGCAGGAAGCUCUAUGGUGCCUACUACAACGCGGCCGCACACCUCCGACGGACUCAUUUCAAAGAAAAGCCAGUCCGGUCUAGGAACACUGGGGAGAAGAACAAGGAUGAUGCCUCGGCGAAGAAGUCUGACGCCGAACGCAGAGCCGGCCACGGUGGUGGUGACUGGCCAUCCAUGGAUGUCCUCAAGUCGUGGAUGGAGGAGAUCAAAGUCAAGGUCGCAGACAGUGACGAGGAGAAGCCUGUCCAGUGCGAGCAGGAAGCUGCAGAGGACGACGACGAGGAAACCGAUGUCGAGACCGAACUCGAGGAUCAAGACCUUGAGCUCGACGGCAAAGAUUCGGUAUUUUAUAGUGGUGCCUCCUUUGUCACUCACGGUGCCGACAUGGAGAAGAUGACGCUUGAGCAGGCAUCAUUCCCUGCGAUCAAUCGGAGCGCAUCAGACCCCCUGGCAUUUCAUGACCUGGAUAUCCACAACAUUGGGGGUUACCUCACAACCGGUUUCCCUCUUUCCUCUGCAAACUUUGGUGGAAUCUGUCCCCCACUGGACAUGACUAACAUGAGCAUGCCUCACCUUCAAUCUUCGGGCAUCCUCAGCAGCCCGUCCACCACCACCGCUACCAUCACACCCAUGAACGUAUCUGACUGUACCGGUAUGAUUGGUACGGACCGUGUUAAUCAAACCCCGCCCCAGUUUUCUGCUGUCAAGCAGGAACCUUUGGGGAGCGCCUCUCUGGUUUCUGCAAACCAGUGUACUUCUUCCGAGGAUUUUUCUUUUGACAUCAUCUUCCAGCAGCCUGAGUGGAAUUAA